Ceraceosorus bombacis is the source of this 1866-nucleotide messenger RNA. The record is from the annotation of a GenBank genome assembly. Lineage: Eukaryota; Fungi; Basidiomycota; Exobasidiomycetes; Ceraceosorales; Ceraceosoraceae.
AUGGAUAUUCCCCUCUCCUCCGAUUGUUUGGAUGUAUCUUUUCACCCCAAAGCAGACACAUCUCUCAUAGCUGCCUCACUCGUAUCGGGUAAAGUCCAGUUGCUAGACUACAGCCCAUCCCAGCGAACAAGCGCACAGAAAGGCAAGGCAGCGGCGGGGCAAGAUGCAAAGCUGGAUGAAGCAGACGAUUCAGACGAGGAUGAAGAGGCGUCAAGUCCAGCGAGCGGCAGCAGCAGCCCGUGGCCUCGUGGCAACAAAGGCCACACCAAGCUGUGGGCGACAAGACCGACCAACAAGUCAUGCAGAGGUGCAGCGUUCGAUGAGCAGGGCGAUUCAGUAUGGGUCAUCUCCAAGGAUGGCAGCUUGUCCAGGCUAGGCACCGAAACAGGCAGUGUAGUGCAGCAAUGGAAGGGAGCGCACUCGUGAGUGGAGGCAAUGCGCUUGGAGCGAUUUCUGCAUGUCUCGAUCUGGCAAGGUGUGUCAGACGGCUCUGACUCUCAUUUGCUCACCUCGCAGGGCGGCUCCUUCUCGCAUUCUUCCCGUGUCCUGCUCGCUGCUUGCUACUGGCGACGAUGACGGCGUAGUGGCGCUCUGGGAUCCACGUCGCCCGCCCAAGAAUGCUCUUUCCGGAUCGAGCUCGAGCGUCAAGCCGAGCAAGAGUACUAGCGAAGCAGCCCAAUCAUGCCUCUCUGCCGGGGCUGUUCGAAGCUAUUCUCACCACUUCGAUUGGAUCACUUGCAUGAUACACGUUGCAGAUCUUACUCCGCCAAAGGAGCUGAGGAAGAGACCGGACGAGAUCAGAAAAGCGCAAAAGAGGGAGGCUAAAAAGGCCAAGAGGAGGCAAAUGAGAGGUCUGGGCGCCAUGGAGGACGAGAGCGCGGACAAGCUGGGGAGGGAGAGGUUGGUGGUCACCAGGUGAGCGAAAUUUCUUUGUGUGCCUUGAUUUACGAGAGACGCAAGAAUCUCACCGAGACCUCGCUGUCACCUUCUGAUCGCAGCGGCGAUGGUACCUUGUCCGUCAUCGACCCGCGUGUUGGGCCCUCUGCCGUGGAAGUCAGUGAAGAUCAAGAAGACGAGCUGUUGGGCGUCGCUGCUAUCAAGCGGUGAGUACAGCGCGACGCAAGGUGCCAGCGGUUUCGCACCUGCAACACCAAAGCUGAUGUUUAUAUCUUUGCUCCUUCCAGCGGCAACAAACUUGUGGUGGGGACACAGCUGGGGAUGCUGUCCGUUUGGGCGCCGUCCCGCGGUUUACUGGAUCACGUAGAUCGCAUCCCCGGGCAUCCACAAUCUGUCGACGCCUUGUGCAUGCUGGAUCAAGACACGGUUCUGACCGGUUCUUCGGACGGGCUGAUACGGGUGGUCCAAGUGCUGCCCAACAAGUUGCUGGGAGUGGUCGCGGAUCAUAAUGGGCUUCCCGUGGAGAGGAUAGCGAGAAAGGAAGGAUGGGUGGCUAGUGUAGGACACGGACCAGAGAUCAAGUUGACGGAUGUCGGCAGCUUGCUUGAACCUGCAUCUGAUGAGGAUGAGGAUGACGGAGACAGCUCUUCGGAUGAAGAAGAUAAACAAGAAGCCGGAGAAGAACACUCUGCUGCUGCGUUAGGAAAUUUGAGUUCCUCUUUUGCUGCAGACGCGCUUCCUAGGGCAAAGAAGCAUACGGAUGCCCCUUCUCACGUUGGCUCUGACUCUGAGUCUGAUACCGACGACGACGAAGAAGAAGAAGAGGCGGGCGACCCUGACGCAAAAGAUGCUUCAGAAGAUGAAGCGGCAGUCGAAAGACCGAGUAAACGCAGCAAGACGCAGUCUGCAAGCGGCAAAGCAGCGCAAUCGCGUCAAGCAGCGGACGACGAUUUCUUUGCCGGAUUCUGA